Messenger RNA from Chelonus insularis, 3174 nucleotides. RefSeq names its product decaprenyl diphosphate synthase subunit 1 qless (gene qless). Gene Ontology annotation, biological process: isoprenoid biosynthetic process; ubiquinone biosynthetic process. Gene Ontology annotation, molecular function: prenyltransferase activity. Gene Ontology annotation, cellular component: mitochondrion; transferase complex. The record is from RefSeq and is a predicted model, not a curated record. NCBI's taxonomy places the organism in Eukaryota, Metazoa, Arthropoda, Insecta, Hymenoptera, Braconidae. Bases 197 to 1483 code for a protein of 428 amino acids. The transcript has 8 exons.
AUGAGAAAUGCCGAUUGGGGGAGGGAUUGGACGAUUGAAACUAGCAGGGCAGUGAGUGCUAUCGCAAACUUGUGCAACGUGUGUUUGGCUUAGGCAUAAGAGCAAGACAAGAGAGUGACUGGUGUUUAAAAGUAAGGACAGGAAGGGACAGCCGGUGGGGGAUUGAUUUUGAUGGUUCAAAGUGGGGAACCCGGGAAUGGUACUCAAGAGCAACUCGAAAGUCUUGACGAGUCUCACUCCGUUUUUCGCUAUGGCGUGUAUAGGGUCGAGUCGGCUUUGUGCUCGGGUCGAGAAAUUGUGCCAACAAUCUGGACACUUUGCCCAGAUUCGCAGGAGAUUUACUACGACAGGUGUUAAAUUGCACCAGGAAAGCCAACGCCCUGUCACGAGCUUAGUGCAACAAUGCAGGCAACAAAAUCAGACAACUCCUCGAGAUCACACAUUCAGUGCGACACGAGCGAUGAGUUCGAUGCAAACACAACAACCUGGAUCAUUACCAGAUCUACAUGUGGAUCCUUACCGGCUGCUGGAAGAUGAUCUAAAGGAUGUAUAUGAUGACAUACGUCGGGAGCUCAUCAUGAACACGACAGUAGACGAAUUGAAAACGAUUGCGACGUACUACUUUGAUGGGCAGGGAAAGGCGUUGCGGCCAAUGGUUGCGAUCCUCAUGGCGCGAGCCAUCAAUUAUCACAAGGAAAGAAAUGGUCUCUUGCCAUCGCAACGACAAGUAGCGAUGAUAGCUGAGAUGAUUCACAGUGCAUCAUUAAUUCACGACGAUGUAAUAGAUCAAUCUGAUUUUCGUCGGGGAAAACCAUCAGUCAAUGUUCUCUGGAGUCAAAAGAAGGUGACAAUGACUGGUGAUUUCAUUCUUGCUGUGGCCUCAAUGAUGAUAGCUAGAUUGAAGAAUGACGAUGUUACGCUUACAUUGAGCCAGGUUAUUACGGAUUUGGUUCAAGGAGAGUUCAUGCAGCUAGGAUCCAAGGAAACUGAAAAUGAAAGAUUCGCUCACUACCUCACUAAAACCUACAGGAAGACAGCGAGUCUUAUUGCAAAUUCUGCCAAAGCUGUUGCAAUGCUGGGUGGAGCUGAUGAAAGAUUAGCAGACGUGGCUUUCCAAUACGGAAGAAAUAUUGGUUUAGCUUUCCAGCUAGUUGACGACCUUUUAGACUUUGUAUCUUCUUCAUCAACCAUGGGAAAGCCUACAGCGGCUGACUUAAAGUUAGGUCUUGCUACUGCGCCAGUACUUUUUGCAUGUGAACGAUAUCCUGAAUUAAAUCCAAUGAUUAUGCGUCGCUUUCAAGAGCCAGGAGAUGUAGCAAAGGCGUUUGAGUUGGUGCAUAAAUCACAAGGAUUAGAACAAACACGAUUUCUCGCCAAAAAACAUUGCGUGGAAGCAGUACGUUUAGCACAAUCUUUAGCAGAAAGUCCUUAUCAAAAAGGAUUGAUAGUAGUGAGUGACUUGGUCAUUAACCGUAUGAAGUAGUCUUUGCUCAACUUGUCUCGACAAAUACAAUUGUUAAAAAAUUGGGGGAAAAAAAAAUAUUUAAUGUCGAGACUGUUAAAUAGUUUAAAUAAUUAAUUGUCAUAAUUGAGUAUGAAUGAAACCGGCAAGGAUGUAUAAAUAUACAUGUAAAUUUAGCAAAGAAAAUUGUGUAAAUGAGAGGAAAUGUCUAACAGUAGGUAGUAACAAAUGUAUGUGUGUUUUUAGAGAAUGUAAAAAAUUAAAAAUCGAUUUAUAAUUAACGAUAUUAUUAACGUGAUGGGCCAAUAUCACGGAGAUAUUUUUUAGUAAAAAAAAUUAUUUGCUAAAAAAAAAAAAUAUGUGAGAUAGAGUGAAACAUAACUUAAUCAUAUACUUUAAGAAAGAGAGAUUGUAUGAAAGCGGGAAUUUUUUAUAGAUUCUUUAAUGGAAGGUGGCCCGUGUACAAUAGGUUUAAGAACCGGUUACCUUCGUGACUAUAAACUAGUCGAAUCACAUGGGAAUUUGACUAGGCUAUUGAAUCACAUUAAAUAAAAUCCAAAGUAUCCUUUUUUGAGGAUCUUAUCCUGAUUAUGUAAUAAAUUCAAAUAAUUAAGGAUAAGCUAGAAAUCGAAUUGCCCAGUUGAUUCGUAUCAAAAUUAGAAAAAAUUUAUGUUUGCGUAAGAAUGUCAAAGUGUUCGUUAAAACAUAUUUUUAUUGAUAAAUCGAUUGCAAUAAUUAUAACAAUUGAUAUUUUAAAUUGUUAAAUUAUCGAUAAAACUGAAAUUUAUAAAUGUUACAAUUACUUAAUAUAUUAAAACAAAUAUCAAUUGUUAAAUUGUUAAUAUAAAUGGAAUAAUUCGUAAGAGUAGUAUGAAAUAUAUAUUUACACACACCUACAUAUGUAUAGUUAAUAAUCUUAGGCACACUUCAUCCCGUUCACUUUAAUGUUCUUAUGAUCGAUUGCACAUAAUAUCAGCCAAAGAAAUUUUCAAACGAAAUUUAUGUUUCAACAUGAAGUUGUAAUUAUCUAAAUUACGUUCAUGAAUGCUCUGCACUGGUCAAUUUACCAUUUUUGUAGUAGCAGUAUUUAACAUUUUUUUUUUUUUUAUUCCAGUUACCUUUAGUUUCAAUUAGUAGCUUUUCUGAAAACCUUGAAGCGAAACACACAAAAAUUUAUUAAUUAAAAAAUGUAGAAAAUAUUCUGCUCAAAGUAUAUUUAUAGUUUUGUUCAUUAAUUGAACUAUUAUAUUAAUUAUUAAUUAAUUAAUAUCUUAAUAACUUAUAUUCAUGACAUAAAACAAUGUAUAUAUACCUACAUACAUAAUUUGUGCCGCCUGUUUGUCAAUAUUUCAAUUUAUUUAUAAAAAUGUUAUUGCUAUAGAAAAUUUAAAAAAUAUCGAAUUAUGUACUGUAAUGCUAAAAACUAUUUUGUUCUGUAAAAAAAUAACGAUAUUAAUAUUAUAAAGUAGAGUAUAAAUUCAAUUCAUAGUGUCCGGUGCGAUGAAUUUUUAAUUCAUUACAAAAAUUUUGUAGAUAGCAAUUCAAACAGAUCUGUAAAUAUCAUUAUGUUUGAUCGUUGAGGACAAUCCCAUCUAGGUUUGGUGUGGAUAAAUUCUUUCUUUUAUUAUGAAUUCAAUUUAUACAUUUGUUGUGUUGGGAAUAACUUAAUUAAUGCUGUAUGAAUAUUUUUAUAAUACAAAUACUAAAACUAA